Molecule: messenger RNA, 783 nt
Organism: Brettanomyces bruxellensis
Lineage: Eukaryota; Fungi; Ascomycota; Pichiomycetes; Pichiales; Pichiaceae
Exons: 1
Coding region: 1-783 (260 amino acids)
Biological process (GO): DNA replication; DNA damage response
Cellular component (GO): nucleus
Molecular function (GO): double-stranded DNA binding
Source: RefSeq, a predicted model, not a curated record
AUGCCAAGAAUAUCUUAUGGUGAGCAGAAAUAUCAAGAGAAAAGUAGACAUCGCAGGGGACUUCAGAAAACCAAAUACUACUGCCAGAUCUGUCAAAGACAAUGCAUUGGGGAAAAUGGCUUUAAGUGCCAUAUUCAGUCGGAUUCACACAUCAAAAAACUUAAAGCAAGCCUGGAAAAGGUUCAUGGAAACUCAGCAAAGCUUGUGGAAGGGUAUUCGAAUCAGUUCCUACAAGAUUUCUUGGCACUACUUCGAAAGACACACGGUGAAAAGCAGAUUUCAGCAAAUAAGUUUUACCAAGAAUAUAUUCUGAACAAAGACCAUCUACAUUUAAAUUCUACAAAGUGGAACAGCCUCACUUCUCUUAUAAAUUUUCUUGCGGAGAAAGGCUGCUGCAAGGUCGAGGAGGAAGCUGCAAACGAAAAUGAUGAAGAAGCGGAGAAAAGAUAUACCAUUGCAUAUCGAGAUAUGAAUGGAAGAAAACCAGUAGAGGAACGAGCAAAGAAUAGAAAACUCGGAAAGACAAAUGCAAGCAAGAGUACAAACCGACUGCUAGAAGAACAAAUAAGACGAGGUCAGGAGGCCAUAAAAAGGCAGGAAGAAAUGAAAGCAGAAGAAGAAAAACAAAUUGGACAUGUUGAACGUCUGAAAAAAGAGAGUGAAGCACGUGGAAAAAUACGAAUAAAGCUUUCGGCGAGCAAAAAAACAACAAAGAUGAAAGGAAUAAGUAAGACAUCGUUGAAGGUGAGUUCGAAGAAUAUCUUCAAAAGAACGAGGAGCUAA